CUUAUAUAUAUGCGUUACUCUCCCUUUUUUAAGUGUUUUUUUUCUUUUGUUCCUUUCCAAUUAUUUUUAGCAAUAAUCAUAAUGAUAAUUUUAAUAUUUUAACACAAUAAUAGCGAAUAAAUAAUAUAUACAUGGAAGCGCGUGGGUCCAAACCGUCAAAUUAUGAUGACGUGGCAAAAUCUCGUGGGAAAUUGAAUGAAAACUGUAAAAGAUAACGACCGGUGACAGAGAGAGAGAGAGAGGAGAAGAAGAAUAGAAGAAGCGGCUCAUAUCCAUAAUAAAAGCCAUUUGCUCCUUUAUUUAUUCUCUCAUUCUUUCUUCUUCAUUAUUCAUUUCUCUCGUUAUUCGUUUCGUAUUUUGUUUGUGUUUAUGAUUUUACCUCCUUAGUUGCUGUGAGAUCAAGAAGUGGUGAAAGAAAAGUUACUAAAUCUGGAUGUUAUUUGAUUGUCGUCGUUGGUCUUGAGCUAUGAGGAGCGUUAAUAAUAGUAGUGUCGACACCGUGAACGCCGCCGCUUCCGCCAUCGUCUCCGCUGAGUCUAGAACACAACCGUCGUCGGUUCAGAAAAAAAGGGGAAGCUGGUGGAGCUUGUACUGGUGUUUUGGAUCCAAGAAGAACAAUAAAAGGAUAGGCCACGCGGUGCUUGUACCCGAACCAGCUGCAUCAGGAGCUGCGGUGGCUCCAGUCCAAAACUCUUCGAGCAAUUCUACUUCAAUAUUCAUGCCCUUUAUAGCUCCUCCUUCAUCUCCUGCUUCCUUUCUGCCAUCAGGUCCUCCCUCUGCGUCACAUACUCCUGAUCCUGGUCUACUUUGUUCCCUAACCGUCAAUGAACCGCCUUCAGCCUUUACUAUUGGACCAUACGCUCAUGAGACUCAACCUGUUACUCCUCCAGUGUUCUCUGCUUUCACAACGGAACCCUCCACCGCGCCAUUCACGCCACCUCCUGAAUCACCUUCUUCCCCUGAAGUGCCUUUUGCUCAGUUACUUACAUCUUCAUUGGAAAGGGCUAGGAGGAACAGUGGUGGUGGAAUGAAUCAGAAGUUUUCAGCUGCACACUACGAGUUUAAGUCUUGUCAAGUGUAUCCUGGAAGUCCAGGUGGUAAUCUAAUCUCUCCUGGUUCAGGUACAUCUUCUCCUUACCCAGGGAAAUGCUCCAUCAUCGAGUUUCGUAUCGGCGAACCUCCAAAGUUUCUUGGUUUUGAGCACUUCACAGCGCGUAAAUGGGGAUCAAGAUUCGGUUCUGGAUCCAUCACACCUGCUGGACAAGGUUCAAGGUUGGGUUCAGGUGCUUUGACUCCUGAUGGCUCAAAGCUAACUUCUGGUGUAGUGACACCAAAUGGUGCAGAGACUGUUAUAAGAAUGAGUUAUGGGAAUCUCACACCACUUGAAGGCAGUCUUUUGGAUAGUCAGAUCUCUGAGGUUGCGUCUUUAGCCAAUUCGGACCACGGGUCGUCAAGGCAUAAUGAUGAAGCUCUCGUGGUUCCUCACAGAGUUUCUUUCGAGUUGACUGGUGAAGACGUUGCACGGUGUCUUGCAAGCAAGCUAAACCGUUCCGGUUCACAUGAAAAAGCAAGCGGCGAACAUUUAAGACCAAACUGUUGUAAAACGUCGGGAGAAACAGAGAGCGAACAGAGUCAGAAGCUAAGAUCGUUUUCUACAGGCUCUAACAAAGAAUUCAAGUUUGAUAGCACCAAUGAAGAGAUGAUAGAGAAAAUUCGAUCGGAGUGGUGGGCGAAUGAGAAGGUCGCCGGAAAAGGUGAUCACAGUCCAAGAAACAGUUGGACUUUCUUUCCAGUCUUACGCUCUGGACAUACUUAGCACAAAGAAAUAGCUUUUACCUUCUUCAUUACCUCUAACAUGGGAAGCAAAGUCAGUGAUAUGGUAAGAGAUUGGGGUCUAACAACUAUACAUAUAUAUAGCUUGGUAUUGUAGGUGUCUUUGUUCUUUGUACUGUUAAUUAUAUAAAAUAGUUUUAACACUUAAAUGGUAGACUUAUCAUUGACAAAAGAAAAGAAACUGUAUUCUUUCUUGGUUAUGUAUAAACAUAAAAAUCAUCUCUUUACUAUAUUGUCUUACAUU
Molecule: messenger RNA, 2077 nt
Organism: Arabidopsis thaliana (thale cress)
Lineage: Eukaryota; Viridiplantae; Streptophyta; Magnoliopsida; Brassicales; Brassicaceae
Product: hydroxyproline-rich glycoprotein family protein
Exons: 2
Coding region: 467-1816 (449 amino acids)
Source: RefSeq, marked reviewed